Melanotaenia boesemani (Boeseman's rainbowfish) is the source of this 2955-nucleotide messenger RNA. Its product is annotated as RNA polymerase II elongation factor ELL-like. The coding region runs from base 142 to 2022 and encodes 626 amino acids. Gene Ontology annotation, cellular component: transcription elongation factor complex. Lineage: Eukaryota; Metazoa; Chordata; Actinopteri; Atheriniformes; Melanotaeniidae. Gene Ontology annotation, molecular function: cis-regulatory region sequence-specific DNA binding. Gene Ontology annotation, biological process: positive regulation of transcription elongation by RNA polymerase II; snRNA transcription by RNA polymerase II; transcription elongation by RNA polymerase II. The transcript has 12 exons. The record is from RefSeq and is a predicted model, not a curated record.
UACUCCAGAAUAGCGCGCGGUGGAGGGACAACAACACGGAGCCUUGGAGCUCUUUCUCUGGACCGUCUCGCCAAUGUUUGUUUAUUUAUGCCGAAUUUACUUGUUUCGAAAUAAGCCAGACAGGGGGGAAUUUGCGGCACAAUGUCGGCGCUAAAGGAGAACCAGUGUUACGGACUGUCCAGCAGGAAACUGAGCCCCGGUGGUAACGUAACCGUUUUUCAUGUAAAACUCACUGACAGCGCGGCAAGAGCCAUUGGUACCUUUCAAAAUAACAAGGGCUGGUCCUCCCAUCCUACCAUCCAUUUUGAUGGAAAUCAAGGGAGAAUCACUAUCCCCUGCUCGGAGAAUAAAGGUGAAGUGAGGAUAUUCACCUUUGGCGUGACUGAUGUUUCCCGCGACAAUCCACAUGGCAGCUUUGACUGCGUCAAACAGCUCAGCACGGGUGCUGCUGAGGAGCUGUCAUGUCUCGGGGUGAUUCAGAAGAAGAUGACAGUCAACGCUACGGAUGACUCGUACGAUAAGGCUCGUCAGAGCAUGGCCCAAGCUGAGGAAGAGACGCGCAGUCGAGCAGCCAUUGUCAUAAAAAAUGGAGGGCGUUACCAGGGUAAGAAAGUAACUGUGCGACCUCCAGCCCCUGCUCUGGCUAAACUGACCAAACCCAAACAGUCAUCCCACUCCCUUCUCAGCAACAUAAAGAGGGGUCUCGGCAUGUCAAAGCCAAAGAAGGGUCCUUGUCCAUCAAACAGGAAGAGUGUGGAUGAAGUGCAAACAAGGCCUGUCAAGGAGAGAGUAAUGCACCUGCUGGCUUUGAGGCCAUACAGAAGGCCUGAGCUGAUCCUAAGGCUGCAGAGAGAUGGACUGACGGAAGAAAAUAAAGAUAUGUUGGAUUCUUUAUUGAUGGAGGUUGGCCAGUUCAGCGAUAGAGACAGCACAUUUGUUCUAAAGGACGGUCUGUAUAAGGAGCUGCAGAAGGACUGGCCAGGCUACACCUCCGGGGAUCAGCAGCUUCUUAAACGUAUUCUUGUCAGGAGACUGUUUCAACCACAACAUAACCUCCUCACCGUCCCUGAGGCCCAGGUCAGCCCACUUCGAGAAACUCCCAACUCCUCACCAGCACACCGUCCAAAACACUCCCUACCUGAGGAAUACACUGACCCUCUGGCCAGCAAGAAGCCCAGGAUAUCCCACUUGUCAAGCCGAACAGCCAGUGACAAGUUGAGACAGAAGCCAUUUAAACAAGCAGCUCAUAAAGACACAGAAGUGAGAUCAGAUGGACAAAGAAACUGUCUCGAUCCAAAAAAGCUUUUUGAAUCCCUGUCAGAAGUUUGUCAGCAGGAAGCAGAUGUGGCCAAAAGAUUACAGCCAAGUGAUGCAGCUCAAGUUGUACCUAAAGACCCAGAAGACGACUGUAAACCUAACUCCGAUUGUCCCCCAUCCCCUCUGGUUGUACCCAGUCUGAGUAGACGAACAACCAAAAGAAGGAAGAGCAAACACAAACACAGAGAGCAUGAAAAGGAUGGAUGGAGAGACAGGAAAGAAAGGAGAAAAGAUUUGAGUUCAGAAGAUGCAGACAAAGUCUCCCUGAACUGCACAGAGCCGAGUGAAAGUUUAUUUGACUCUAAUGUGUCUCAGGUGGACACUGACACAAAGGAUUAUUUAUCGAAGUACACGGCGAUUUGCAGCCCCACCCAGAGACAGAGUUACAAGCAGGAUUUCAACAAGGAGUACACAGAGUACAGAGAUUUACAUGCUCGCAUCGACUGCAUGACACGACAGUUCAUGGAGCUGGAUACGCAACUCAAACAACUUCACCACGAUUCACAUAAAUACAAGACGGUUCACAAUAAAAUUCUUCAAGAGUACUGCAAGAUUAAAAAGUCCAACCCUAACUACAAUCAGGACAAAGUACGGUGUGAAUAUCUACACAACAAACUGGCUCACAUCAAGAAGCUCAUAUCGGACUUUGACCAGCAACAGCUCACUGGGAACCACUGCGGUCCCAAAUUAAGGGACCUGGUUUGAUUUGAGUAUUAGGAACGCCCUGAAGCAAAGUAGCUUCCUGCUGAGCUCAGUGCCAUCAACUUCAUGACUAAAUGUAGUCUCAAAAUACCUGCUGAAGUACCAGUGAGGGUUUGUAGUCAUUUAUGAAACUGAGUGACCGUGUGUUGAGAUGAAGGGAAGCUGCCCUUCAAUUCGAGACCUAAUCUGAGAUGAUGAGAAGUAAUUUUUUUUUUCAGGCUGGUUUUUACUAAAGGGCUGAUACUACAGAAACAUACUGCUACUUGCACCAGGAAUAACUAUAGUUCUGCAAAAGCUCUUACAACUUGAAACAGAUGUGGAGAUGAGGUGCUAUGCCUGAAAGCAUUUGUAGAUUAUCAUCCCACAUUGUAGUUUUUUUUAGUGAAGUAAAUCAGUUUGCUUGUCUUCUGUUUGCCAUGUCAGUGUUUAUGUUUUGAGCUGAAAGCAUGAGAAAAGCUGCACGCUGUACAUAUUCACAAAGACCAUAUGAAUAGCAAACAAGGGUUUCUUCUGACGGCAGCUUAGAUGAAAAUGUGUCCUGAGAAGACAUCUGUAUUUAAGUAUUUGAGUUUUGUAAAAUUAUCAGUUUUGUUGACCAUCUGUUAACCUGAGUAUUUCCAGUUCCUCAAUCUGCACUGGGUUCAUAGUAUUUCACUGGUAUUAUCCUUCUGAUGGGUUUCCUGGAUCACAGUUGACUGUUAUGAUAAACACGUUACCUUUAAGUGUAUUCAGGGAAUGUAAAAUAUGAGCCUCAGUAAAAGUGUGAAUUGAAACCUGUUUUAUAUUCCAGAAGAACAAAUUUCUAGUCAUUGUCACUGUAGGCUGGAUCUGUUAAAAAAGAAACCAAAAGAAAAGAAAAAAAACAUGCAUGUGUUGUAUGUUACAGAAUGCAUGAUAAAUAAAUCAAGAUUGUGGUUGAGUUUCAAAUAAAUUCAU